AUUCAAUCGUAUUUGUGUUCAACACGUGUUUAAAUCAAAUCAUUAUUAUUAUCAAUAUUUUCUCAUUUUCUGUUGAUUUCAAAACAAUUCAUUAAUUUAUUACACAUUCAACUCAUUAUCACAUAUAAUGGCAAAUGAUGUCAACAAAGAGGUGUCUGAGUUUAAGGAGCAGAUCAAGAAGGAGGCGGAAGCGCUGGUCCUCAAGACUUUCCCACAAAAGAUACUCGACUUACAGGCUUUACUCACGAGCAGUAAAUUCACGAUCAAGAAGUUGUCGGACAUCUGCACCGAUAUCAACAUUCCAGUGCCCGAACACCCCUUCCUCGACAACAACCACACGGACGCCGCACAGGGAGACCAACCGUCGAAGAAGCGGAAGUAUGCGGCCAUCGACUGCGAUGGUGUGUCGGGAACCAAAGUACUGGUGCUGCCCAAUGGUGUGGCCCCGUGUAAUAAACAUGUGGUCGAACUCAUCGAAUUGGUUAAGCCUUUGAUCCGGCAGUUGGUCGAAGACGCAAAUCUGCUAAAAAUGUGGAUUUUAUUCCUCAUUCCUCGCAUCGAAGACGGGAAUAAUUUUGGGGUUUCUAUUCAGGAGGACACGUUGGCUGAGAUCAGGACAGUGGAGGGCGAAGCGGCCGCUUAUUUCGACCAAAUGUCUCGAUAUUUCUUAUCGCGAGCCAAGACUGUGGCAAAAGUGGCUAAAUAUCCGCACGUAGAGGACUAUCGCCGCACCAUUCAGGAGAUCGACGAAAAGGAGUUCUUAUCACUGCGUCUGGUUGUGGCCGAGUUGCGCAACCAUUACGCCACACUCCAUGAUAUGGUUACCAAAAACUUAGACAAAAUCAAAACCCCCCGUUCCUCCAACACUGAAAACAUGUAUUGAUUCAACUUUUCUAUUAUUACACUUCGGAU
Messenger RNA from Oppiella nova, 912 nucleotides. Lineage: Eukaryota; Metazoa; Arthropoda; Arachnida; Sarcoptiformes; Oppiidae. The record is from the annotation of a GenBank genome assembly.